Molecule: messenger RNA, 3105 nt
Organism: Kwoniella botswanensis
Lineage: Eukaryota; Fungi; Basidiomycota; Tremellomycetes; Tremellales; Cryptococcaceae
Exons: 4
Coding region: 1-3105 (1034 amino acids)
Source: RefSeq, a predicted model, not a curated record
AUGCCCACUCCACCAUCCUCAUCCUCAUCUUCAUCACGAAGUAAAUUACCUUCUUCAUCCCCUUCUUCCGCAAGGUUACGUCGUAUCGCACCUUCACCCGUCAAGAUUCCCGCGAUCAACCAAACUUCGCCUAUAACAACUAAAAUUCAAACUGCCUCUCUUUUGAGCGACAUAAUUGCCUCACUUCCUCAGGAAUACGAAUUCGCGCCUUUAGAACUGAUCAUCCUCUCUUCACCUGAUACUCAGAUCCGAACCUUAUUCGAAGUAUUGGAAUCAUCUAGGACCGGCAGAAGGAGGAAAUCGGUUGAGGGUGAUGAUAAGCUCCCGUUGAUCUUUGAUUCGAGGGGUGAAUUUGGGAGACUGGCUCAUGACGCUAGGUUAAGGAAGUAUGGAAUAGAUGUACCUUAUUCACCUAUAUUAAGCUGUUUCGAGGGUGAAGGAAAAGACGAAUCGGCGGAAUCAGAAACAUCAAGUCCAAAUAAGAAACGUAAAAUUAGCAAUACUACCAAUUUCAACUGUGACGAGAAUGGAGCAGAUUGUACAACAGAAUUACAAUCUUCAACACCCACGAAUAAUAAUCUGUCGUUGAAAUUGAAAUAUGAUAUACCUUCACCAAUCAUGAUAGAUUUCAAAGAAGAUAUAUUCAGUGAAAAGGGACGAAAUCAAAUUUGGUUGGACGAAAUACCUAAAGAAUGUACAACUAGACAAAUCACGAGAAGACCUGGUAGAGUGGAUAGGGAAGAUAGUUCGAGAAGUAUCAAUACGUUAGGUCAUAAUUCCAGCAAUGCAGAACCAUCAAUAGAUUCGAAUGGCGAUUUGAAACGCGAUGGGUUGGAAGAAGAAUUGGAUAACUGGAGUUUUACUCUUUCAGCUUAUGAAGAUGAAGAAUGCGGCGUGGGAGGAAUAUCACAAGAUAGAAAAGAUAGUUUCUUUGCUUCUUUUGGUUCUUCAAAUAGUACGAUUGAUUUGACUUUGAUUAAUACACCUUCGACAUUGAAUAUCUCCUUUGAUAACGAGCCGUCAAUGACAAUGACUACGAGCAAUGAUAAAUUUCUAUCGGCAUCAAGCUAUAUACCGCCACCAACGACAACAACAACGUUCAACCCCAGCUCUAUUGUGCAAUUCGGUAAAGAAGACCAGAAUUCUUUGGAAUUUGACAACUCACCAUUUUCAGACACGAUCGUCAUUCCUCUAUGCACAGCAAGAGACGAUGUAUCUCAAUUGCUGUUGAGCGUUGAUCAUGAUCAAGUUGAUGAUAGUCCCACACCAAAGAAUAAAACCGCCACCUACAGCAGCAAGGGCAGAGCAAGAGUCAUUUCGGGCGAUAAAGAAUUACCUGCUCUGCCAAUACUUCAUCGAAAUCAGCAUACCUACCAGCAGUUGGAAGUGGAUGAGGUCUCAUGGAAGGCAGAUGGACCGCGACGAAGCCAGGAGCAGGAAGGUGAUCCUGUCGAAUUGGCUCUGAAGGAUGUUGAUAAAAGUAUGACUAUUCAACUUUGGGUUGAUCAAGAAGGGUGUCGUGAAAAUCGAUCUUCGUUAAAAUUCAUUCGAUCGAUCAAACCUAAUGUUUUCCGUGAACGUGAGGAGAAAGCCUUGAAGGAAGCUGCCUUGUGGUGUGAAUCGCCAACUAGACCAGAAUGUUUUCAACAGUCUGGCUGUUGGGAAUUCGGUAUGGAUCCUAAAGAGAGAGACAAAUGGUCUUUCCAUCAUGCUGCAUUGGAGGGACUUCCCGUACUGCGCAGAUUGACAAUCAACAACGACGAGAAAUACGAUUUCCUAUCUCGUUCAGCAACAUUACAAAUAAAGGAACCUGGUGUUUACUCGGUUUGCGGACAAGAAGAAAGGGGUAAAGCAGAAUGGAAGUUUGAAUAUCUAGUUCAGAACAAAAUAUCACCCAAAUCACGUGAACAAAUAGCAAAUGAAAGAAUAAUCGUACCAUUAGGGUUGUACGUUUCGCCAAACUUUUUCAACCCCGACCGAGCACUGAAAACUAGCCUGUUGAAUCUGUUCAAGAAGACUUUGGCAAGUAAUAUGAUGAGUGAGAAGAUCAGACCUCCACAUAUUGGUAAACCACCUGCUCCUGCACCUGCAACAGCUGUAGCUACUUCAGAGAAAGAGAGUAUUCCUACUACUACGGCGAAGUCUGAAAUACCCCCAUUACAGCAUAGGAAACGAUCUCAAACUCAAUCUCAUGUUCCCGUGAUUGGAGCAGUAACGUCAAAAAACGUGACACCCUCACACACCCAUACUCAUGCGCAUGGCCAUUCCAGAUCUGUGAGUCGGACCAUCGGCGCGAUCGCAAAGGCAGUAGCAGGUAUAACCACGACUACGACUGCCACUCCAACUCAUCAAUUCAACCAUGAUAUUGCAUUCGAUAAAUCGCCUACUCCCAACAGCAGUAGUGGGAAACCCAGCUCAAGUGGUAUGGGUAUGGGUAUACAUAAAUUCGGUACUAAGCCUGCAACAUUUGGUAGAUCUACUCUCGGAUCCAGAUCCAAAACACUCACUGGGGCCAAUACGAUUUUCGAUAAUGCUCCGGAUCAAGAAAAUGGUCUAACUCCGAGUGCAGAGGAGAAGAAGAAGAAUCGAAAGAGAUCCACAAGUUUAUUUUCAAGAUCUAGACCUUUUACUCCACCCGUGAAUAUAACUGAAUUACAUCCUGUUCCAAUCUUAUCUAACACUACGAUAAAACCUUCCACUCCGACUUCAAUCAUCACUCCUACUAGUAUGGGGAUGUCGGGACUGUUAGUUCCUUUAAACAAUAAUAAUCAAACUUCAAUUUCACUACCACUUCAACAAACUAAUAAAGGGAUAUCUUCAUUAAGACCAAAUCGGUUAUCUCAGCCUCAACCACAACAGGGACAUCCAUUCUUACAACCUACAUCACCUUCGCGAACUACUUCCACAACUACAAUGAUGAGUGGCCAGAGUUUGUUAAAGAGAUCAUCAAGUAUAACUUCACGUUCAAAACCAAUCCUCAUCCAUAAUCAAUACCACAACCAGUCAUCUCACGAUACUUUAGGUUCUUUACCUGGCAGCUCUAACACAAGAAGAGGGAUUAGGAAAAGACCUUCUACCGCUGAACCUAGAUUAGGAAUGAGGUAA